CGCCCUAUCGACUGCAGCCACGACUUCCGCUUGGUAGCGUACCCCUUUGUCGUAUCUACGCCCAUCCACCCGACCGACGCCUGCUGCCGCAUUCCCAACCCGCAGCGUUUCGGAAAUGGCAGACUCUGGUCCUUCCCCAGUGAUGACUGUUACCGAGAUCCCUGCCUCUGCUCAGCAACAGCCUGGCCUGGAUCAGGCGAGCAGCGCAGUCUACUCUUACGAUCGAGUUUCCAACAACUCGUGCAGCAUGGCACUGAAGGAAGUUGGCAGCAGCGAGGAAUCCCUGGUGACUAUCGCAACCCUCUCGUCACCUUCAGCCAGCGCACACAGUGCUACCAGUCUUGCAGAAGGUCGACACUCCGCUGGUCCAUCUUUGCCGGGCUACAGCUCUGCUCCACGACCAGAAAGUCGAGGGUCCCCAGCGUCAACCAAGUCUGGAUCGCCCAACAUCAGAGCCUCAGGCCGCACCGACUCAGCAGCUACAGAGCUGCGCUCGAUGAAGACUGGACCUUCUGCCUCGGCACCACCAGCUACAUCGCCAGUCAACCUCCUUUCUCUGAGAAGCCCAUCCAACUUCCUCGACAGCCACUCCACAAGCGGCCUGGGAGGAGCAGGAAACCCUUUCAACACGGGAGGCAACAACUUCUCAUGGAGCCCAACGACCACAAUGUUCUUUGGUACGAAGUCCAAUGGUCUGCCUUCAGCUCGCUUCUCAGCCUUCACGCCCUUCAAGCGUGAGACGCUUGAUGCCUCGCCCAUCACCCCUUCCCUCUUCACCAGCUCGGGGAGCAACGGCAACGACGGCCAGCAUAGCUACUACUCGGGCAGCAGUCGCUUCGGCAACAUCAUCGAUGGUAGCGGUUCAGCGACAAACCACCAUACCGAUUGGAACGUCCAGACUACCUCAUGGACCGGCUUGCCCACGCCCUCAAGCGAGGCUGUCCUCAAGUCUUUGGCAGGUAGUGGAAGCAACCACGUUCACUCGUCCCUACACGUUGAGUCUUCCUCCUGGGAAGGCCUGGGCUCCAACUCGCUCGUCCUCCACUCGGCCUCGCAGAAGCUGCUCGACGGCAAUGCUGCGAACGGCAAUGGCACUCUUCUGGGUGGCCACGCUAGUCCCGCGUUGUUUCGCUCCGGCGGCUGCGCCAACGGAAUGCUGCCCCCAACUCCUCGCACAGUGCUCUCCGGCGUUACCAACAGUCGAGCCAUUCCAAGGUCAGCAGGGUUCUCUUGGCUAUACCAGGACAUGGCCAUGCCCAACCUCAAUUCCGGUGGUAAUAUCAAUACCAUUGAUCAGUUCCCCAACCUCGGUCGACCUUCUGCUGGCUCCGGUCAGCAUAUCAAUGCCGAUCUCCACCUACACCAUGAGCACCAGCAGCAGAACAAUGGCAGCAGCGGUGGACACAUCUUCAACUUUUCGCCUCCCCAAACCACCCUCGGACGACCUCCGCUCUCCGCUAGGGCCCCUCGUCUGCGACCCAAUGGCAUAGACUCUGGUGUCAACACGCAUGGGCACGACUGGCAGUCUGAGCAUGGACACGCUUCUUACGAUGGCUCGUCAUCCUCUGUGCAUGCCCACAGCCCCGGCGACUCCGAGGUAGGAGACGGCGGUGCCGCUGCAGCUCGAUACCACGCUCGAGUCAAUGGCACCUACGCCACCGAAGAGGCAAAAUGGUUGGCAGUCCAGAACCGAGACCCUCGAGCUUCUGCCUCGUUCUUUUACUGCGUACUUUCCACCAAGGUGAGCAGACGACACGGCCAAUGAGACGGGGACUGAUCACUGACCCCCUUCACCACCCUUCCCAUCUCACCUGACAAUCAGAUCUUCUGCCGAACGACCUGUCCAUCUCGACGCCCUGUCCGCGAGA
Microstroma glucosiphilum is the source of this 1868-nucleotide messenger RNA. RefSeq lists its product as hypothetical. The transcript has 2 exons. Lineage: Eukaryota; Fungi; Basidiomycota; Exobasidiomycetes; Microstromatales; Microstromataceae. Bases 116 to 1765 code for a protein of 549 amino acids. The record is from RefSeq and is a predicted model, not a curated record.